AUGAAGUUGGAUGCUACGGACCUUCGCUAUGUGACCUCCGAUGAGUUCAGAGUACUCACAGCAGUAGAAAUGGGCUCGAAAAAUCACGAGGUAGUCCCCACACCACUCAUCGUUCAGAUAUCAGGGCUCCGUGGAGGAGGAGUCAACAAAUUAAUCGGAAGUCUUGCCAAAAGAAAUCUCAUAUCCAAAGUACAAAAUUCGAAAUAUGACGGUUACAGGCUGACCUACGGCGGUUAUGACUUCUUGGCGAUGCGUGCCUUGUCCAAGAGAGACUCCAUGUAUUCGGUUGGGAACCAAAUAGGGGUGGGGAAGGAGUCAGAUAUCUAUAUCGUUGCUGACCUGGAGGGGAACGAGAAGGUUUUGAAGAUUCACCGACUAGGGCGCGUUUCAUUUCGGGCCAUCAAGGAGAAGCGAGACUAUAUGGGGAAACGCAAGUCGGCAUCGUGGAUGUACAUGUCACGACUUGCGGCGCAAAAAGAAUGGGCGUUCAUGAAGGUGUUGCACGAACAUGACUUUCCCGUGCCUCAACCCAUCGAUCAAGCCAGACACUGCAUCCUGAUGGAGUUUAUCGACGCCUACCCAUUACGCCAGAUAGACGAAGUGCCAUCACCAGGGAAGCUCUACUCACAGCUUAUGGAUAUUAUCGUGCGCUUUGCCCGAGCGGGACUGAUCCACGGGGACUAUAACGAGUUCAAUAUCCUGAUCCGUCGAGACUCGGGCGAACCGGUCGUUAUCGACUUCCCGCAAAUGGUUAGCACGUCGCACGAGAACGCCGAGUACUUCAAUCGAGAUGUGAAUUGCAUUAGAACGUUUUUUCGGAGGCGGUUCAGAUACGAGAGUGCAAUCUAUCCACGAUUCAGGAGUACUCUCAACGAUGAUGCGAAGAAAGGGUUUCAACUAGACGUCGUGGUAGAAGCUAGUGGGUUCGGGCGUCAAGAAAUGAAGGCCCUUGAACAGGUACAUCUCUGCAGCCAUUCGUCUACGAGUCCCGGGUUGAGUUUUCAUCUCAAUUAUAGUAUAUGGACUCCGUGA
Molecule: messenger RNA, 1032 nt
Organism: Heterobasidion irregulare TC 32-1
Lineage: Eukaryota; Fungi; Basidiomycota; Agaricomycetes; Russulales; Bondarzewiaceae
Exons: 8
Coding region: 1-1032 (343 amino acids)
Biological process (GO): protein phosphorylation; maturation of SSU-rRNA
Cellular component (GO): nucleus; cytosol; preribosome, small subunit precursor
Molecular function (GO): ATP binding; protein serine/threonine kinase activity
Source: RefSeq, a predicted model, not a curated record